Molecule: messenger RNA, 8110 nt
Organism: Balaenoptera ricei (Rice's whale)
Lineage: Eukaryota; Metazoa; Chordata; Mammalia; Artiodactyla; Balaenopteridae
Gene: LAMC1
Product: laminin subunit gamma 1
Exons: 28
Coding region: 495-5321 (1608 amino acids)
Molecular function (GO): extracellular matrix structural constituent
Source: RefSeq, a predicted model, not a curated record
CGCCGCCGCCGCCGCCGCCGCCGCCGCCGCCGAGAGUUGCCGGGGCGGACGCGCAGUCCACCGCGCGUGGAAAGCGGGGGAGCGGCUACGGGGGCCGCGGGAGCUACUGAGAAGACGCCAGGGUUGGCCUUUCUCCUCGGCCAGACCCCACCCCACCCUGCCGAUCCCACCCCCUGCUCCUUCCUCCCCGGGGGCGCGCGCUCGGGUACGCGCUCGGAAGUCGGGGGUCGGUGGCGAGUGCCGGCUGUGUCCCGGGUGGGAGAGGGAGGCGCGGAGGCGGCGCGCGGGGCAGUGGUUAGCGAGCCGCGCAGUUCUCGCCAGGGGCGCCCUCCGGACCGCCUCUCCGCAGCGAGCCGCCGCCACCGCCCGUCCGGAGAGUCCGGCCACUGGGCCCCGAGGCUCAGCCCGCGGAGCGGCCUCCGAGGGACGCCGCUGCGCGAGAGGAACGCGCCCGCGCUCUUGCCUUUGCCGUGGCCCAGCGCGCGGGCGGCGGGAUGAGGGGCAGCAAACCGGCCGCGCCGGCGCUGCGGCCGCGGGGCGGCCUCUGGCGGGUGUUGGCUGUGCUGGCGGCCGCUGCGGCCGGCUGCGCCCGGGCAGCCAUGGACGAGUGCACGGACGAGGGCGGGCGGUCGCAGCGCUGCAUGCCCGAAUUCGUCAACGCCGCCUUCAACGUGACCGUGGUGGCCACCAACACGUGCGGGACUCCGCCCGAGGAGUACUGUGUGCAGACCGGGGUGACCGGGGUCACCAAGUCCUGUCACCUGUGCGACGCCGGGCAGCCCCACCUGCAGCACGGGGCAGCCUUCCUGACGGACUACAACAACCAGGCCGACACCACCUGGUGGCAGAGCCAGACCAUGCUGGCCGGGGUGCAGUACCCCAACUCCAUCAACCUCACGCUGCAUCUGGGAAAAGCGUUUGACAUCACAUAUGUGCGCCUCAAGUUCCACACCAGCCGCCCGGAGAGCUUCGCCAUUUACAAGCGCACGCGGGAAGAGGGGCCCUGGGUCCCUUACCAGUACUACAGCGGCUCCUGCGAGAACACCUACUCGAAGGCAAACCGAGGCUUCAUCAGGACGGGAGGGGACGAGCAGCAGGCCUUGUGCACAGAUGAAUUCAGUGACAUUUCCCCUCUCACCGGGGGCAACGUGGCCUUUUCAACCCUGGAAGGACGGCCCAGCGCCUACAACUUUGACAAUAGCCCCGUGCUGCAGGAAUGGGUAACUGCCACUGACAUCAGAGUAACACUCAAUCGCCUGAACACUUUUGGAGAUGAAGUGUUUAAUGACCCCAAAGUUCUCAAAUCCUAUUAUUAUGCAAUCUCUGAUUUCGCUGUGGGUGGUAGGUGUAAAUGUAACGGACAUGCAAGCGAGUGCGUGAAGAAUGAAUUUGACAAGCUGGUGUGUAAUUGCAAACAUAAUACUUAUGGCGUAGACUGUGAGAAGUGCCUUCCUUUCUUCAAUGACCGGCCGUGGAGGAGGGCGACUGCCGAGGGUGCCAGCGAAUGCCUGCCCUGUGACUGCAAUGGCCGAUCGCAGGAAUGCUACUUUGACCCUGAACUAUACCGUUCCACGGGCCAUGGUGGCCACUGUACCAACUGCCAGGAUAACACGGACGGCGCCAACUGUGAGAGGUGCCGGGAGAAUUUCUUCCGCCUUGGGAACAGAGAAGCCUGCUCUCCCUGCCACUGUAGUCCUGUUGGUUCUCUCAGUACACAGUGUGAUAGCUAUGGCAGAUGUAGCUGUAAGCCUGGAGUGAUGGGGGACAAAUGUGACCGUUGCCAGCCUGGGUACCAUUCUCUUACUGAGGCUGGAUGCAGGCCAUGCUCUUGUAAUCCUUCUGGCAGCACAGACGAAUGUAAUUUUGAAACAGGAAGAUGUGUUUGCAAAGACAAUGUCGAAGGCUUCAAUUGUGAGAGAUGCAAACCUGGAUUUUUUAAUCUGGAAUCAUCUAAUCCUAUGGGUUGCACACCUUGCUUCUGCUUUGGGCAUUCUUCUGUCUGUACAAAUGCUGUCGGCUACAGUGUUUAUUCUAUAACCUCUACCUUUCAGAUUGAUGAGGAUGGGUGGCGUGCGGAACAAAGGGAUGGCUCUGAAGCAUCAUUUGAGUGGUCCUCUGAGAGGCAAGAUAUCGCUGUCAUUUCAGAUAGCUACUUUCCUAGGUACUUCAUUGCCCCCGCAAAGUUCUUGGGCAAGCAGGUGUUGAGUUAUGGUCAGAACUUCUCCUUCUCCUUUCGAGUGGACAGGCGAGACACUCGCCUCUCUGCAGAAGACCUGGUGCUUGAGGGAGCUGGCCUAAGAGUGUCUGUGCCCUUGAUCGCUCAGGGCAAUUCCUAUCCGAGUGAGACCACUGUGAAAUAUGUCUUCAGGCUCCAUGAAGCAACAGAUUACCCUUGGAGGCCUACUCUUACCCCUUUCGAAUUUCAGAAACUCCUAAACAAUUUGACCUCUAUCAAGAUCCGUGGGACAUAUAGUGAGAGAAGUGCUGGAUAUUUGGAUGAUGUCACCCUGGCAAGCGCUCGUCCUGGGCCUGGGGUCCCUGCAACUUGGGUGGAGUCCUGCACCUGUCCUGUGGGAUACGGAGGGCAGUUUUGUGAGAUGUGCCUCUCAGGUUACAGAAGAGAAACUCCGAGUCUUGGACCAUACAGUCCAUGUGUGCUUUGUACCUGCAAUGGGCACAGUGAGACCUGUGACCCUGAGACAGGUGUUUGUAACUGCAGAGAGAAUACAGCCGGGCCCCACUGUGAGAAGUGUAGUGACGGGUACUAUGGAGAUUCAACCGUGGGCACCUCCUCUGAUUGCCAACCCUGUCCGUGUCCUGGGGGCUCCAGUUGUGCUGUUGUCCCUAAGACACAGGAGGUGGUGUGCACCAACUGUCCUACUGGCACCACUGGUAAAAGAUGUGAGCUCUGUGAUGACGGCUACUUUGGAGACCCUCUGGGUAGAAACGGCCCUGUGAGGCUUUGCCGCCUGUGCCAGUGCAAUGACAACAUCGAUCCCAACGCAGUUGGAAAUUGCAAUCGCUUGACGGGAGAAUGCCUGAAGUGCAUCUAUAACACGGCUGGCUUCUACUGUGACCGGUGCAAAGACGGAUUUUUUGGAAAUCCCCUGGCUCCCAAUCCAGCAGACAAGUGCAAAGCCUGCGACUGCAACCCCUAUGGGACCGUGAAGCAGCAGAGCAGCUGUAACCCUGUGACCGGGCAGUGUGAGUGUCUGCCUCACGUGACUGGCCGGGACUGUGGAGCGUGUGACCCUGGAUUCUACAACCUGCAGAGCGGGCAGGGCUGUGAGAGGUGUGACUGCCAUGCUUUGGGUUCCACCAAUGGGCAGUGUGACAUCCACAAUGGCCAGUGUGAGUGCCAGCCUGGCAUCACCGGUCAGCACUGCGAGCGCUGUGAGGUCAACCACUUUGGGUUUGGACCUGAAGGCUGUAAACCCUGUGACUGUCAUCCUGAGGGGACUCUUUCCCUCCAGUGCAAAGAUGAUGGUCUCUGUGAAUGCAAAGAAGGCUUUGUGGGGAAUCGCUGUGACCAGUGUGAAGAGAACUAUUUCUACAAUCGGUCUUGGCCUGGCUGCCAGGAGUGUCCCGCUUGUUACCAGCUGGUAAAGGAUAAGGUUGCUGAUCAUCGAGCAAAACUCCAGGAAUUAGAGAAUCUCAUUGCAAACCUUGGAACUGGGGACGAGAUGGUGACGGAUCAAGCCUUUGAGGAUAGACUAAAGGAAGCAGAGAGAGAGGUGACUGACCUCCUUCGUGAGGCCCAGGAUGUCAAAGAUGUAGACCAAAAUUUGAUGGAUCGCCUCCAGAGAGUGAAUAACACCUUAUUCAGCCAAAUUAGCCGUUUACAGAAUAUCCGGAAUACCAUUGAAGAGACCGGAAACUUGGCUGAACAAGCAUGUGCCCGGGUAGAAAGCACAGAGCAGUUGAUUGAAAUCGCAUCCAGAGAACUUGAGAAAGCAAAAGUUGCCAUUGCCAAUGUGUCAAUCACUCAGCCAGAAUCUACAGGGGACCCAAACAACAUGACUCUUUUGGCGGAUGAGGCACGAAAGCUUGCUGAACGCCAUAAACAAGAAGCUGAUGACAUUGUACGAGUGGCAAAGGCAGCCAAUGAUACAUCAACUGAGGCAUAUAAUCUGCUUUUGAGGACACUGGCAGGAGAAAAUCAAACAGCAGUUGAGAUUGAAGAGCUUAAUAGAAAGUAUGAACAAGCGAAGAACAUGUCACAGGAUCUAGAGAAGCAAGCCGCCCAAGUCCAUGAGGAGGCCAAGAAGGCUGGUGAGAAAGCUGUGGAGAUCUAUGCCAGUGUCGCCCAGCUGACUCCUGUGGACUCAGAAGCCAUGGAGAAUGAGGCAGAUAAAAUAAAGAAGGAAGCUGAGGAUCUGGAUCGUCUGAUUGACCAGAAGUUAAAAGAUUAUGAGGACCUCAGACAGGACAUGAGAGGGAAGGAAUUUGAAGUAAAGAACCUUCUGGAAAAAGGAAAGACCGAACAGCAGACUGCCGACCAACUCCUAGCCCGAGCUGACGCCGCCAAGGCUCUUGCGGAAGAAGCUGCUAAGAAGGGACGAAAUACCUUACAAGAAGCCAAUGACAUUCUCAGCAACCUGAAAGAUUUUGAUAGGCGAGUAAAUGAUAACAAGACGGCUGCAGAGGAGGCACUAAGGAGAAUCCCUGCCAUCAACCAGACUAUAAUGGAAGCCAAUGAAAAGACCAGGGAAGCACAGCUGGCUCUGGGCAAUGCUGCCGCAGAUGCCACCGAGGCCAAGAACAAGGCCCACGAGGCGGAGAGGAUCGCCAGCGCUGUCCAAAAGAAUGCUACCAGCACCAAGGCAGAAGCUGAGAGGACUUUUGCAGAAGUUACAGAUCUGGAUAACGAGGUGAAUAAUAUGUUGAAACAGCUACAGGAAGCAGAAAAGGAGCUGAAGAAAAAACAAGACGAUGCUGACCAGGAUAUGAUGAUGGCAGGGAUGGCUUCACAGGCUGCUCAGGAAGCUGAGAUCAAUGCCAGGAAGGCCAAAAGCUCUGUCACCAGCCUCCUCAACCUUAUUAAUGACCUCCUGGAGCAGCUAGGGCAGCUGGACACAGUGGACCUGAACAAGCUAAAUGAGAUUGAAGGUACCCUGAACAAAGCCAAAGAUGAAAUGAAAGUCAGUGAUCUAGACAGGAAAGUGUCUAACCUGGAGAACGAAGCCAGGAGGCAGGAGGCUGCCAUCAUGGACUACAACAGAGACAUUGAGGAGAUCCUGAAGGACAUCCGCAACCUGGAAGACAUCAGGAAGACCUUACCCUCCGGCUGCUUCAACACCCCGUCCAUUGAGAAGCCCUAGCGUCUUCCCUUAGGGAGCCACUGUGAGGCCACAGAGUGCCUUAACACAAAGGUUACAUUCUUCAGACCCCCACUCUCUGCUGCCCUCCACCACUGUCCUUUUGAGCCAGGAGAAGUCACAAAGUUUAAAGAGAAGCAAAUUAAACAUCGUGAAUCAGGAACAAAGGGUUUUAUCUAAUAAAGUCUCUCUUCCACUUAACGGUGGUCCCUCAGACCCACCUUCCCCUUCUGAGUCGCAUAAGGACGUGGCAUCCUGCGCUGCUGUACAGUGGCUCAAACCCUUCGUGGGAACCGUUGUGUGCCAGGGCUGAGCAAGUAGCCCUGCCUUUCUCGCUGAUACCAACAGAACCUCCUCAGUCUCAGUACUCUUGUUUCUAUGAAGGAAAAGUUUGGCUACUGACAGUAGCAUUGUGAUGGCCAGUAUAUCCAGUCUAUAGGCAAAGAAAAUGCAUCCACAUCUCCUGCCCCUCCUCCUUUUAAGCAAAAGCAAGUACACAUCCUGUGCCAAAGGUAUCGGUCAUUUAGAAUGUCGAGAGCCGUCAUCUGUUGUUUUAGCUAUUUUGAGUUUAGGACACUGAGCCAUCCCACGGGUAAGGAUGCAAUGAUUUAUGACAGUCUCCAGGAGAAUGUGAGACUGCAGAAGUAGGCUGAAGAUUUUCUCAGAUGUUAAUAAUUGACUAGGAAGAUAAACUUUUUUCAGAUCUUUGGGCAGCUGAUAAUUUAAAUCUGGAUGGGCGGCUUGCACUCACCAAUAGACGUCUUCUAUUCCUAUAGAUGGAAUUUAUGCAGAAGAAAUAGGGAUGUGAUAACCACUAAAGUUUUUUUCAAAAUCAAACUAAUUCUUAGAGCUUUUUUAGAGUAUUAGUCUUGGAACUAGUGUUGUUACCUGGCAGAGAACGGGUGGUCCUCACGAUCUUGACAAACAAAACAAAAGAAAAGCCUCCUUGUCCUAGUCUUUUCUAGCAAAGGGAUAGAACUUAGAUGCAACUUGUAUUGUCAGGAUCCCACAUAUCCAUUUUUCUUCCAUUGGGGAGAGAUGAAACAUUUGACCCUUAGCCUCAGUUUUCUCCUGAUGUUCCCCGUCUUGUAGAACCCCUCAAAACACAUUGUUUGCCAAAUCCUGGUGACAAAUACUUGCACUCAGUAUUUCACACAGCUGCCAACACCAUCUCGCUCCUGCACUUUGUGAUUUAAACCCACCUCUAAACCUUCCCUCUAAGCGUAGAGGGAAGACCCUUACAUGGAGUUUCCUAGUGAGCUUCUCAACUUCCGAUCCUCAGCUCUGUGGUUUUCUUCUAAGGUCACAGCGUGACGAUUCUCUGCCACAAACCCCUUCCUCCUACCAACCCGCCUUCGAGAUUCAUAUAUAGCCUUUAACACUAUGCAACUUUGUACUUUGCGUAGCGGGGGAAAGAAACUAUUAUCUGACACACUGGUGCUAUUAAUUAUUUCAAAUUUAUAUUUUUGUGUGAAUGUGUUUUUGUUUAUCAUGAUUAUAGAGUAAGGAGUUUAUGUAAAUAUACUUGGUCCUGUUUCUAGAAUGGCACUGUCCGUUCACCUCUUCACUUCAUUUUUCCUCUUCACCGGCACAAUGUGUCUGUAUACCUCCUCCCCUUCCAUCUGCGGUUCUUUGGAUUGGAUUCGUUCCCUGUUGCUUUGCUCUUCGCCUUGUGUUUGCAGCAUGUCCGUUCUCUUGACAUUCACAUCCACCUGCUUUCCUCCACACACAGCCACGAUAAAGAGGUACCUCGAACCCUCUUCCGUUGCAGUCCUGGCGGUCCUCAGCCACAGCACCAUGUUGUUCUUAAUGCCUGCCCCGGAGCAGGAACGCCAGCUUGACAGGGAAGGAUGGAAUUAGGAAAGUUUGCUGAAGGGCAUCUUUACCAUCAGUGAGAGCCUAGCCAGGAAUGAGUGAGAAAUGCCCUCUGGCCGUUGUUUGAGCUGGACGGGGUCAUUUUUAUAAGGGGUGCAUAAUUACUUGAGUGCUCGUAUCAGGGAUACGAGGGAUGAUCAGGGAUCAUGCUGCAGAUAGAUAGAGUGGGAGAGACGGUCUACCUUAGUUCUUCCCCUUUCCAUCUCCUUGCAUCCCAGAGUUGACUUAACUGGUGUUUUGACCUGGCAUCCUCCUAAGCUUCCACUCCAUUCCUCUUCUCAGGCCUCUUCUCCUGUCGCAGGAGACCUGGCUCUUUCUUGCCAAGUGUUCACAUCAGUGUUUCCUAGCUAGUUCCUCUUUUUAAGUGGCCACAUCCUAUGAGACAUUUUGGUCAAGGUUUCAGGGAAAGGACUGAAGAUAGACUGCUAAGGUAGUUUACCCUCUAGCCUAUGGGUCAGGUUCACUCUAGUAAGUCUUAGGCCACAGUGAAAUUUUGGGAAUUUGUUGUUGUUGUUGUUUCUUUUCUCCUUUUCCAUCUGUGUGGCAUAUUUUUAAACAGAAUUUUAUUUUUAAAAUAAAAGUUCUUUAUAAGACAAUACCUUAAUUACACACCUGCAAUAUCGCCAUUAUUUUAUUGUAUAGUUCCAGUUAUCUGUAUUUUAUGUAAUAAAAUUUGACAGGAUGGCUGCUGCAGAAUGCUGGGUGUCACAGGGAGCAUACACAGCUGUUCCCUGGAAUUUUCCCUCUUAAUUCCAACCGUGGCCCUUUUCCGUGUGCCUUCACUUUAGCUGUUUGCCUUAAUCUCUACGGUCUUGCUCUCCAGGGUAGUAAAUAAAAUGCAACACUUGGCAUUUUUUAUGUUAAAAAAAAAAACAGUAUUUUAUUUAUAAUAAAAUCUGAAUAUUUGUAACCCUUUA